CGAGGAACCCAAGAUGGGGAACUCCAACUCCGUAGCCAUUUUGGCUCAAGCCAUUGCAGCUCCAUCCAUUUUGGCCUGAUCUGCGCUGUAUCGGGCAAGACACCCUGCCUUGGCACCAGGAGCUUUCCGAACGUCUGCGUGCAGGACGAAUGGCGCCGAAGAAGGAGGCAGCCCCGGUCGAGGCGGUAACUCUGGGACCGACGGCGCGCGAGGGAGAGCAGGUCUUCGCCGUUGCGCACAUAUACGCCUCCUUCAACGACACCUUCGUCCACGUGACGGACCUGUCGGGCCGCGAGACGAUCAGCCGCGUCACCGGGGGCAUGAAGGUGAAGGCGGACCGUGACGAGUCCUCCCCGUACGCCGCCAUGCUCGCCGCGCAGGACGUUGCCGCCCGCUGCAAGGAGAUGGGCAUCACGGCGCUCCACGUCAAGCUGCGCGCCACGGGCGGCACCAAGACGCGCACGCCCGGCCCGGGCGCGCAGGCCGCCUUGCGGGCGCUGGCGCGGUCGGGCAUGCGGAUCGGCCGUAUCGAGGACGUGACGCCCAUCCCCACCGACAGCACCCGCAAGAAGGCGGGCCGCCGCGGUCGCCGCCUGUGAGCGUGCCUCGGCGCCCGGGCGGCGCAGGGGCGGAGAGCGCGCGCGGGGGGGGGCAGGGGCCAGGCGUGCUCUCGUUGGCCAAGGGUCACUCGCGCGCGCGGCCGAGCUCGCUGCGCCGGCGGCUCUCGUCUCGGCCUCGGGAGGCCGCGCCGCGAUCGGGCGCGGCGUCACCCCGCGCGGCUGAUCGUGCCGAAGCACGCUGCCAGCCGUGCGGCGGUGGGCUUCCGAGGCCGCAGUCGGGUCGAUCCCUCGAGGGUGUUGUCGGCUUCGUCUCCCUCCGGAGGGCCUGCCACACCGGGAGGGUCUCGUGCCCAGCACAAGGCCAGGGCGGCUGCGCGCUCGCCGCCCCUCCAGCUCCUCCCUGCUUCCUCCUACGUCUCCUUUGUGCUCCAGUUCCUUGCCCCUUUCCCGCCCCCUCCUCCUCCUCCUCCUCCUCAGCCUCACCCGGCUCAGAAGUCAAAAUUUUGGAAGGCUCGCCUUCGCUUCUGUGGAGGCUCUUGGCGCCGUAUGCCACACUACAGCUGCCUUCACACCGCGAAUUCCUUGACGUGGUAGCGUUCCCCGAGAGGCGUUUCCGCAAUAAGUGCGACGCCGCCUCAUGUGGCUGAUCGUGCCGAAGCAUGAUGCCAGGCAUACAGGUGGGACCUUCGCAGUAUUUAUGCUGGUUCUCGCGCGCCCAUUUGCUCAGCACCUUGCCCAGUCUUUCGGACACGGACGCUCAAAUAGGUGAGUGGCGGUGCAUCGCAUGUUUUGAUUGUUUGAGGCGGUGUGGUCCCGGUUGCAGGCGAGAUUGGCAAGACA
Prorocentrum cordatum is the source of this 1400-nucleotide messenger RNA. NCBI's taxonomy places the organism in Eukaryota, Dinophyceae, Prorocentrales, Prorocentraceae. The record is from the annotation of a GenBank genome assembly.